Molecule: messenger RNA, 404 nt
Organism: Notechis scutatus (mainland tiger snake)
Lineage: Eukaryota; Metazoa; Chordata; Lepidosauria; Squamata; Elapidae
Source: RefSeq, a predicted model, not a curated record
UUAUUUUCCCUUUCUCUCCAAACUUCCAGAAGAGCAGUUUAUGCUGAAACAGAUUGCGGAUAGCGCCAUCGAUAUCUAUGCCAUGGUGGUCGUUCUUUCCAGAGCAUCUCGGGCACUGGAGGAAGGACAGGCCACGGCCCAGCACGAGAAGAUGUUGUGUGAGACCUGGUGCAUGGAGGCCUACAAGCGGGUCACUCAAAACCUGACUUCUCUGCCGUCCAGCACCACCCAACAGAUCUUCAAGAAUUUUCGGGUCAUCUCCAAAGCCAUGGUGGAGAAGGGAGGAGUGGUCUCCCCUUACACCCUGGGUUUCUGAGACCCCCCCCCUUCCUCCUCCUCCUCCCAAACCCCUCCUCCCUGCUAGCACUGAUGAUGUUCCCUAGUUGGGUCAUGAAAUGUUUGCA